Haliotis rubra (blacklip abalone) is the source of this 3626-nucleotide messenger RNA. Its product is annotated as transmembrane protein 214-B-like. NCBI's taxonomy places the organism in Eukaryota, Metazoa, Mollusca, Gastropoda, Lepetellida, Haliotidae. The transcript is spliced from 16 exons. The record is from RefSeq and is a predicted model, not a curated record. Bases 34 to 2061 code for a protein of 675 amino acids. Gene Ontology annotation, cellular component: endoplasmic reticulum; Golgi apparatus.
UCUUCAACACACGCAAGAGUCUCACAUUGCAAGAUGUCGGCCACCGGUCAAUGGGAAGUUGUUGGCAAGGCUAAGAAGGACAAGGCACCUUCUAGGCCUAUGACUAAAACACAAAUUAAGCAGUUUGUUGAAAACAUGCCAAGGAUCGAAGAUAACGAUCCAGUGAAAGAGUCUCAUUCAAUGUUUGAUGCAUUCAUUGCUAAGGAGAAAAAAGCUGAUGAUCGUGGAAACAAUGUAAAGACCAAUGGUGUCUCCAAGAAGGUCACACAGCCAAAGAAGAAGAAAGUAGAGACAGAAAAGAAGGAAAGCAAGCCUAAAUCACUCGAUGAGGCAAUUGCUAAGAUUGAUAAGGCUGACUUGCAACUGAUAUUUAAUCAGUCACAUGAAAGCUUUCCAGAGAAUCCUGAUGUAUGGCUGAAAGAUCUGGCAUCAUUCUUGAAUCUCAAACUAGAAAGAGUACAUGAAAAUGAUGCUGUCUUCAAGGAUAAACCGAAAGAUUUCCCCUUGUGUAAGUUGAGCAAGAGCUGCCAAGAAGUUUUGAUCUCCUCCAUGAAGAAAUGUUCAGAACAAACACUGGAGCAUCUCUUCUACCACUGUGUACAAACUAUGCUGAGUGAGGCUCAGAAAGGCUUGGCUACCUAUGGCUACAGGUUGUUCCUCCAGUCCCUGGCCUUCCACAAACCAGAUAUCCCUCUCUCCAAGUUCCCACAGUACCUGGAUCUGCUCAAGACCCACCACAACAGACCUGUGCGAUGUCUGAGUAUCCUGUGGGCUCUAGGCCAGGCUGGUGUAAAGAGACUCAGAUGUGGUCUCAGAGUGUGGUUGGAUCUGAUGAUGCCAGCCCUGGGAUACCGUUCCAUUGCUCCUUACUGUGUGGAAUACCUGGAGAACUUGUUCAGCUGGCAUAAAGAAGUGCGCCCAGCAUUUGGCUCCAUGACCCUGAGAGACUACUUCCAGGUCCUUGACAUAUUGUUCAACCCUGGCACCAACAUACAAGGAGAUCUGAGGAAGAGGCUGCAGGCACAAUACCCUAAAGUGAAGACCAUAGCAUUUGGAGAAAACCCAGCCAAGUCUUUGAGGAACUUCUUCCCCUCAUUUCUCUCAAGGGCGUCUCCGUCAUGUGUCCCACAGUUGAAACAUGAGCUGCUGUCUAACUUGGUGACAUGUCUGCUGACAGAUAAGCUGUCCUUUUCAACAUGGUGUCAGAUGUACACAAAACAUCUGCCACAGUCAGGAGUCCUACUGGAGCACAUCAACAGCAACUGGGACACAUUAUGCAAGAAGGUGGACAAGAAAAUGUUGAGAGAGACGCUGAGGUCCUUCUCUGUGACAAAUGAUGAGAUCGCAUCCCAGAGCCGCAGCAUCCCAGACGGCCAUGAACAUUGUGCUGUAGUCUGCAGGGAGCUGCUACUGAAGUUAAGUCAGAGUCCAUUUCCCUGGUUCUCUCUGAUAUUCUCCAUUGUCCUUGUCAUUGGAGGCAUCGUGGGAUAUGACAUAUACACCAGCCCCAGUAUCGAACGCUCUCGAACGGUAAUGUUCCUGAACAAGUAUGGUAUCUUGGCUGUCCUGGAGCAGGCCUGGAGGAAGAUACAGAUGUUCUUCUCCAAAGUGAUUGGCUGGCUGAGGGAGAACGUACCACUGAUGUAUGCCACUGUAUGUGAGAAAGUGGGCCCGUAUGUGACACAAGCUUGGAGGAAGUCGUCUGAGUUUGUUCUCUGGGCGGUCGACUCCAGCAGACCCUACAGGCAGUAUGCGGUGGCGAAAACAGUUCAAGCUGUUGAAUGGCUGCACUCACUGAACCCCGACUUCUGGUCACAGCUUGGAGGAUACUUUUGGCUGUGUUGGGGAUUUGUGAAAACCAACUCAUUAUGGUUAUGGAAAUACAUCUUACACAUAGCUGGCAUUGCGUAUUCCUGGUUGUUACAGAACGUUCUGGUGGGAAAGUUUACUCCUGAAAAUAUUCAACAAACAACAUCUUGGAGCCUUUCUGUUGUGCAGAACUAUACAGUUUCAUUUGUGGGCUGGUGUGGCAAUGUUUUCACACAAGUAACAGCCAAUUAACUCUCAGCAUUGGAGGAGGAAGAUGCAGCUCUUGUCUUGUUGCUGGUGGUUGGGUUCGCAAGCUCCAUCUUUCAGCAUUAGCUUGGAAAAGCAGAAAUGUGAGAACAUUUCUUCAUCAAAAGAAUGUAUUUAUUACAUUUAAUUGUUCAUGUUCUUUUCUCAGUGUAUGUUUCUUGUUCCUCAUGUGUUUUAAGUUCAUAUUCCUAUUGAUGAAAGUUGAUAUUCAUUACCCAUCACGUUUCAGGUGAUAGUGAUCUUUCUGAUAUUAGAAACUUGUCUCAAACAUGUCAAGAUGAUCUGUUUAGAAACAUGAUCAUGUUAUUUCCUGAAAAAUAGAUUUUUUUGUUAUUAAUUUAUCUUUUGGAAGUCCAAAAUAAUUUAUGUAGAAUCAUCACUGAUUUGUUAUGAGAGUUUGUUUUAUUGUUCCUGGUAAGUUAAAGUAAUCGUUGAAAGAAGCAUCUCUUUUCGUAAAUAUAUUUUUUGCUAUGGUCACAAAAUUUUAGUCAUGGUUUCCCUGACAACUGUAAUAAGACUUUCAUCUUGGACAGGUAAAUAUUUUCAGCACAUACAUAAUGUUGCCGAGUGCUGCAUUAAACAACAAAUAAAAUAAAUUUUAUCUAAGUAUGAUGAUGCAUUUUGUGUUCUCUAAUUGAAUUGAAUUGAAUAGUUAACAUGUAGUCAGUGAUAAAAACAUCAGAGUGCUAUAAUCUGACUGUAUGCCUAAAUUGUAAUGUAUGAUUUCCUGACAUUAAAUCAUGUAAGAAGCAAUAUGUUCACCCUUCCCUUAAUGUGACAUAAGAUAUUCCACUAUUGAGGAAAAUAGUGCAAACAUAUUACCGGUAUGAAAAUUACUUUGUAAUUAUUGCUGUAUGUUGACGAGCACCCCAUCCUCGACAAGAUCAAUUAAGACCCCCUGUGGUCGGGGACCAUGGUGCUAAUUAUGUAGAUUGCAGCAUAUUAAAGAACAUAAUGUGCUUCCAAAAUUACAAAGUUAUUUAGGCACUAAGCCUUUGAGCAGUAUCUAGUCAUGAAUAUGCAGGUUUUUUUGUAUUUGUAUUACAAGUAUGUAUCAGAUGAUCAUACCAUGAAGCUUGAGCUGACAUUCUAGUAAUUUGGACCCCUGAAUUGUCUCAUAACUAAUCAUUGAAUUACAUUUCUAUUUCAUUUAGUAGACGUAAAUAUUUGGCUGUCUGUGUCAUUAAAGAGAAACCUUGUCAUGUAGAAACGUUUCCUUUUAACUUCAUCAUUUGUAAUUCAUUCCAUGAUUCAGUACAUCAUUUGUAUGUGUAUAAUAACAUACUUUAGAUUAUAAAGUGUAACAGUGAGAACUGUUUAAAUUAACGUAAUAUGACAUGCAUGUUCUAGACUCUGUUCCAGUGGAAUAUUAUUUUUCGGAUUGGUGCCAAAGACAUUUACAAUGAAACAUUUAUCAGUAUGAGAAGUGGCAGGUAUGUGUUAAGUUCAAAUAACAAUUUGUAAUACAAAAUAACAUAACAUGUUGUUUGAUGCAAUUAUAUUUUAUUUUGUGUUUGUAUAAAUGUUGAAAAUAAAAGACAUUUUCCAUA